AUGGAGAAAAGAAAUUUUUUCUGCCAGGCGUUCGCGGAUGACGUCGUAUUAGUUUUUGCGGGAGACACCGCUUUAGAGAUAGAGGGACAGGCCGGAGCCGCCCUGAGCUUUGCUCACGAAUGGGGUGUUGCGAAUAAAUUAAAAUUCGCACCACAAAAGACCUGCGCCAUGGUAAUGACGAAUAAAUUAAAAUAUGACACCCCACGUUUGAGCAUGGCCGGGGUGGAUAUCGGAAUGUCCGACGAGAUAAAGAUCCUGGGGCUCACGAUAGAUAAAAAGCUUACCUUUAACAAACACGUCGCGAAUAUAUGUGUCAAAGGCACAGACAUAUAUAAAAGAUUGUCGAAAGCCGCGAGAGUGAGCUGGGGUCUGCACCCAGAAAUAAUUAGGCUUAUAUACAAAGCAGCAGUAGAACCGAUAAUUACAUACGCAGCAGCGGCGUGGGCGCCUGCGGCGGGAAAACUUGGGGUGCAAAAACAUCUAAACGCGGUUCAGAGAGGUUUCGCCCAGAAGCUCUGUAAAUCCUACCGCACAGUCUCCCUGAACGCGGCACUAGUACUGGCCGGGAUACUGCCUCUUGACCUAAGAGUAAAGGAAGCAGCCGCCCUUUACGAGGCACGGAGAGGGUCAUCCCGUUUAGUGCUGGGCGAUCGAGAGACCGAACGAGCGGCUGGAUUUGCGGACGCUCCUCACCCGGCGAUGCAGAUGGACCUGGAGAUCCGAAGUCUCUCAGACCAGAACCAGGUAGACCAAAACAAUGUGCAGCAGGUGCGAAUCUUCACCGACGGGAGCAAGAUUGACGGCCGGGUCGGGGCCGCAUUAUCCUUAUGGAAUAAUGAGGUCGAGACCAAGGCGGUCAAACUCAGCCUACCCGCGUACUGCACAGUCUACCAGGCGGAACUCCUGGCCAUCUGCAGAGCCACAGGCGAAAUCCUCAAAAGCGGUGGGAGUUCCUUUGGUCUGUACAGUGACUCCAGAGCAGCGCUGGAGACUGUAACGGGCCAAUGGAAUCUUCACCCGUUAGCGGUGGAGAUCAGACGCAACUUACAUCGGGCUUUGGUACAAAGCAAGAUAGUAUCCUUGUUUUGGAUCAAAGCCCACGCGGGUCUCCCCGGUAAUGAACGCGCAGACUGCCUGGCGAAGGAAGCAGCGCUCUCGAGCCGGAGAAAGCCGGACUACGACCAGGUUCCGGUUUCAUUCGUCAAGAGGAACAUUCGUGAGAAGACUCUCGAUGAAUGGAACCGGCGAUACCAGUCGGGAGGGACGGCUUCCGUAACGAGAGCGUUCUUUCCGGACGCGGUAAAGGCGUACAAAAUGAUUCGGAACAUUAAACCCCAGGGCUACCUGACGCAGAUGCUCACGGGACAUGGUGGAUUCUCCGAUUACUUGUUCCGGUUCAAGUGCAGAGAGAGUCCAUCAUGUCUAUGCGAUCCACAGGCGGUGGAGUCGACGCUGCAUUGCCUGUUAGAGUGUCCUAUUCAUCAAAAUGACAGAUUUAAUUUAGAACAAAAGACGGGGGUGAAACUAGAUAAGAGUAACCUACCGGAUUUGAUUGACAAUAAAGAACACAGUACCGAUUUUAUGCGCUACUGUGAGAAAAUAUGCAAAAUUAGCCCCGACCUCAACCAGAAGUUGCUCGAACUCGGCGAGACUCCGGUUGGGAGAGGCGUAGACUCCCACGAACGCGCUGUUCUGUACGAUGGCGGCCACGCACCCUCUGCCUUUGGCGACCCAAUCGAUCGCAGGGGCGCCGGCGAUAGCGGGAGCGACGAUGGAAAUCACUCCCUCGUGGUCGGAUACCCAGUCGUCCCGUAA
Messenger RNA from Vanessa tameamea, 1815 nucleotides. RefSeq lists its product as uncharacterized. Gene Ontology annotation, molecular function: nucleic acid binding; RNA-DNA hybrid ribonuclease activity. The transcript has 2 exons. The record is from RefSeq and is a predicted model, not a curated record. NCBI's taxonomy places the organism in Eukaryota, Metazoa, Arthropoda, Insecta, Lepidoptera, Nymphalidae. Gene Ontology annotation, biological process: DNA replication, removal of RNA primer. The coding region runs from base 1 to 1815 and encodes 604 amino acids.